GGUUUUUAUUGCAACAAUCACCACCUGAGGCAUAUAUAUAUUGUUAUGAACAGUUAUCUAACCACUUCAGACUCAACAGCCUUGAUUAAAACACACCAGCAAAGGGAAAACUGAAAACCAUGAAGGUUUUUCUGAUCCUUGCAUUGGUUGUAUUCACAGGCUGCCAAGCAAGCCUGUACAAUGCCGAUGAGCCCAAGCCACAACUGGAGAGGCUGACUGAUCGUAUAAAGGAGGAACUGAAUAAUGUGAAGUGUGCCCUAAAGCCCUACUUUGAAUAUGUUAUUACCGAUCCAAUUAAGAAGGGAGUAGACUACAUAAGAUCGUCUGUGGCUCCGCAUGCAGAGAGUCUGGAUACUGAGACACUGAAGGACGCUCUGCUCGAGAAAAGUGGGGAGCUGAGAGAAGCCAUGGAGCAGCGCUUAAAGGAGAUUCAAGCUCAGCUGGAGCCUUUAACCGAAGAGUUUAAGGAAAAAAUGAAUCUCUACACCCGAGAGCUGAAGGCACAGCUAACCUCAUUUUAUGAUUUCUAUAUUAAGAGCAGCUAAAUAUGUGCUCCUGUCUUGUCUCCUAAUCUGAAAUCCAGACUAAAGUCUCAAUUGAUUUAUGAGCAUCAAAGUGUGAUUUCACUCACUGAUUUUUAAUUUAAUUUUAAAAAUGCAAUGUGUAAUUUUUAGAAGGAUCUUUUGACAGAAAUGCAAAAUAUUAUAUAAAACUAUAUUAUCAGGGGUGUAUUAAGACCUUUUUAAAAUUAACCGUUAUGUUUUUAUUAUCUUAGAAUGAGACGUUUUUAUCUACAUACACAGAGGGUCCCCUUACGUGGAAGUCGCCAUUUUGUGCCGCCAUGUUUCUACAGAAGCCCUUAACGGACAAACUUUUUUUACAAAGUUGUCUCCGACAAUUACAUGUUUUUCCGGUGGUGGUUACCGUAGCUUCUCAAUGCUUUUCAAAAGUGAGGGGUGUGCAGUGGACUGAGCUGUUGGUUGUAAUUCACAACCUCACCACUAGAUGCCGCUAAAAUUUACACACUGCACCUUUAAUCUUUCUCAGUCAAUAUUAAAUGAAGAAUAUAUUUUCACAGAAUGUUACAUUAUGCAGAAUUAUUUUAUAUUUUGUAUAUCAUGAUUUUAUAUAGAAUGUAUUAAUAUUUUGAUUUUGAAAUCUGAGAUGUACUGAAUGCUGUUGUUAACACCAUGUGAGCAUACUGGCCUAAAUUUUGAGUUUUCUUCGAAUGACUUGUAUUGAUAGCCUAUCAUAGAAAUCUUUAAAAGGCAUAUCUAAUUUUUUUAAUAUACUGCGCAAUUUUUAAUGAUCUAUUUAUAAAGUUCUCCUUAGCCAUAAAACUGUUUUAGUUAAAUAUUUAUAAACACUGUAAAGGCAGUGUCCUUAGAGUUUUAUGGAUACAUUAUACAUGUUUAAUCAAAGUAAUACAAGCUUACAUGCUUCCCUCGUUCAUAAGUAUUUUUUCUGGGAUUACAUAUAAACACUGUCAAAAGAAAAGUUACAAAACUGUACCUUUUCUGUAACUGGGGUGGUACCCUCAAAUGUUAUUUUUUGUACCUUUAUGGGUAAACAACACAUUGAAAUGUUGUACCUUUUGGGGUACAAUAUUAUACCCAAUGAAAUGCUGUACUGUACCUUUUGGGGUACAAUAUUAUACCCAAGGACCUAUUGUGUUCCAUCAAUUUUAUAUUAGUUAAAUACAAAACAAGUGUACCUUUAAAGGUAAUAUGUAACCCAAAAAGCACAAUAUUGUUGAAAGUUUUGUAUACAUUUAAAGAACAGAACCUCCCCAGCGACAGAAAAGAUUAAGUUUCAAACUUUUAAUUCGACCUUAAUGACAUUAGACCUGUAAUGACAAUGUUAAAACCCACGCACAUUUGCUGAAAUAAGCUCAUUGUUUUAACCCCCCGUGUGACCUGUUUUCCCUUUAAAGAAUACACAUUUUUUUAAUUAAAAACUAUAAUUUUAGCCAGUUCAAAA
Messenger RNA from Misgurnus anguillicaudatus (oriental weatherfish), 1980 nucleotides. RefSeq lists its product as uncharacterized. NCBI's taxonomy places the organism in Eukaryota, Metazoa, Chordata, Actinopteri, Cypriniformes, Cobitidae. The record is from RefSeq and is a predicted model, not a curated record.